CUGUUGUUACCGUCGAAGAACCUUCAGUAGCUUUCGGUUCAGUCUUCUUGCAGUCUUCGCUUUAGCCCGUUCCGAUCUAUCCGCCGCGCUCUCUCGCAGUGUUUUUCAGUAUUCAGAAAAUUCACCUGUAACUCACUGAUAUCCGGAGCAAAAAUCCAUUUGUGCGAAACCAUUUUUCCAAUCAACCACCAAUCUCGUUAUCACAUCAGCUAAAUCAGUCCGUUGACCAGUCUUCGCGCGCCGAACUAGUUUUUUUCUUUCCGAUCCGUAAUUUCUGCGCGACGACCCUUCUAUCAUCUAACAAAAAAAAAACAAACAAGUAAAAAAAGAAAAACACAAAAAUAGAAUAGAAGCGGUCCCACGCGAUCGAUCUGUGUGCGCUGUCCUGGCAUUCGCCAGUUCACCUAUCCUAACAGCCAGAAAAGAAAUCCGCGAGUUCCAACUAAGUCAAGUGAGUGCGCGAAAACAAGAAGGCCAAGAUCGCCAAAUCCAAAUCUAAGCCGAGAUCAACAACCAGAAGAGAAGAGCCCCGACCGACCGACCGAGCUACAGCAAGAAUAAAAAAGUAGUGUGUUCUAGAGUGGUGUGGUGCCCUCGGUGCAAACUUGCAACGUCAUCAUCCGGUCGUUCUACAACCCAGUAGCAACAAAAAAAAAAUAAAACCCGCGCGAAAAAGAAGUAGUAGAAGCGAGAAGUGCUCCAUCACCAGUGUCCCUCUACCACCUCCCCUUAAUUCCCAGCAAUCCCAGACGAAAAUUUGCCAAUUACCUUCCGUAUUGAACCCUGACGAAGAUCGUUUGGAAACGGAUCGAAACGUUGGUGGCCGACUCGAAGUUGUUCGAAAAGCACAGAUUGAAACUCGUUGGAAAUUCGUUGUGUGACAGUGGCGCAGUUGUGCAAUUUUAGUAAACAGUAAGUAACAGGAAAAGGUCGGGAAAAAAGAAAGUAUACCUGAGCAAGUUUUGUUGAGAUUUGUUUUCUGUUUUAAGUUUGAUCAAAUAUCAACGGGAAAAGAAUAAAAAAAAACCAGACGUUUGAGGAAAUUUAGAACGUUUAGACGUUGUCAUUCACCAGAAACUUUGCGUACUUACAAGUAAAGGAAGAAAAAAAAAACAAACAAACAAAAUAGACAAGUUGGUGUUGUGAGAAUUUUUCGGUGUUUUUUUUUGCGUGCAAUAGCAACUGAAAAACGUUUUGAACAAAAAAAACUAAACUUUAGAUCAAUACUUAACUAGUACUUAAGCGAAAAAGAGCGAGAGAGAAAGAGAGACAAUCAACAUAUCAAACGAGAACGGACUUUGGCUGUAUCGAGAGUUCGCGUACGAGUUCUGACUUUGAUAAGUUCCCGUCGUCGUCGUCGCUGGUCUUUCCUCGUCUGCCACAAGAGAAGAAGCGAAAUAAAACAAGUUUUUAUUUUUAUUUUCACCACAAACACACACACCCCUCGCGAUCUUCGGUGUCCUCCGCGUCGUCGUCCCCGCAGAAAGAAUCGCUCCACGCCGUCGCCUGCCACGAAGGUGGAAACAACUCCAGUAGAGUAUUUAACCAGUCAAAAGUGAGAACUCGAAGAAACGAAAUAUAAAGACAAAAAAAACUCGGCAAGAAUUGAGUAAGAUCGGGAAUCAAAACGAACGAACGAACGGGUAGAGAGUAGGAGCAGAGCGAAGGAAAGGAAAGAAAAAAAAGCAAUUGUUUACACCCAGGAACGCGCGGCGAAGCAGCCAAGAAGCGAAGGUCUCUCCAGCGAAGAAGAGUUCACGCGAGAUUUUCAGGUUUUUCUUCUGUCAUUGUUGUUGCUGUCGUCGUCGUUGUUGUUGUUCUUGUAGAGUUUUUUCUUCUUUCUUUCGUUGUUCGUGUUGCGGGGAUCGUUCGUACCUUUCGUACCUCGAUCAUCAUCACCACCACCACCACCGAACACCACCCGAGAGGGUUCAGAAGAAUCUCCCGAUCGGAUCUGGAGAAGGAAACGCGAAACCGACGCGCGGGUAGAGAAAAAACCGGUUCUAUAUAAUCAGAAAUAAUUACAAUAAAUACAUUUCUCGUCUCUGUCUUACCCACCACCUUCGGUGGCCGUGUUCGCGGUUGAACUCUUGAAAACAAAAAAAAAGUAUUGGGGAAAAAAAAUAAAUAAAACUUUGGUUUGCGAUCCAUCGUAGAACCACUGGAAAAGAACUCGCUCGCGUACGUACUUAUUAUAGACCAAGCAGACGAAUAGCAGUUCGAAAAGGCAGUUUGAUGCUUCGACAGGCGUAUAAAGUGUAAGAAGAACAAAAAGAAGAAAGCCACCAGUCAAUAUAAAAACAUAUACAAUCGCGCAGAAAACAAAACGCGAAGUAUUUUUAGAAGCUAGAUUUCCAAACAAUCCAAAGCGCGCACCGUGCGGUGAUUUGUGAAUGAGCGAAAGAGGCAUACUGUAGUGCGAAAGAGGAAAUAAUUAAAUUUCGAGUGUAUUUUUGCGCUAGGGUUAAAGAAAAAUUUACUAGGAUUCUAUUUUUUUUUGGUUUGGUUUAGUUGAUUUGCGUUCACAGCGCAAAGCCCCGCCUCACCCGACAACGGUUUUGGGCGUCGAAGUAUAGUCGAAUCGAAUUCGAUCGCAUACAACAAAAAUAAAAAAAACAGUAAUUAAGAUAGAAAAAAAAAACACAAAAAUUAACAAAACAGUAGCUUGGUAAGGUUUACCGUUUAGGAGAAAGCGUUUUGACAAUCAAUUCAAUCGCUGUACUGACCAAUCAGGGUAGCACGUUCCUGGAAGCGUGCCCCGAAUCGCGUCGUGUUUCCCAACUCUGACAAUCUAUCGAACAAUUUCGGAACGUUUACGAGAAAUUUACACAUCUGCACAUAUCUCCAGUGUCGUCUCCAGUAGUAGUAGUAGUCUCUCAGACCUAGAAGGCGUGUUUUAUCGUUAGUACCGCUGACGAAACCGCUGCCAGCUCCCCCCCUGACAAUCAUUCUCAGCCUUUUGACAAUCUAUUCUACACUUUUCCGCCGCGUUAAGGCACCCUAGUUGUUAAUAAAUAUAUUUAGCGUGUAGGAAGGCAGUCAGUCUGUAGUCGAUAGGAUAUUGUUAGAAAGAAAAAAACUAAAAACCAGUUCAAUUAUUAAGACAAAUCAUUAGCUAAAAAAGGAUAAGUCAUUCAGGGCUGAACCCCCGCAAUUGAUGCAAUCGCACCUGAGUAGGAGUUAAUCGAACCCGACGACGAAAGUAACUCUGUAAUUCAACCGAAACGGUAACAGAAACAGAAAAAAAACAACAAAAAACCUAUCUCAACGUUAGUCCCGGUACCAACUGAAAAAUUUACGUCACCACGUAUUUCCGACCGGGUCCGAUCUUUUGUCCCCCCUUUGUACCGCCGCCGCCGCCGCCAUCGUCAGCGCUGCUCCAGCAGCCGCCGCAUUCGACGCCAACCGCCGUAGUCAGCCAACCGAUCGGUUCGAGUCCAUCCGGUUCCGCCGCCUAUCCGGUGCAGUUCCCACUGUUUCCCAGUUCCCAUUCGACGCCACCCCCACCGGCCGCCUCCUCGUCCACCUGUUCGCCGUCGCCCGUUGCUUCCGCCGCGACAGCAGUCUACAGCAACGGUAUCGGCUGUAACGCGGCUCAACAGUUGUGCUACUGCGGUCACUGUAACUACCACCAACACCACCUCCAACAGCACCCCCAUCACCACUUCCAACACCAACACCACCACCACCAGCAGCCGCUGCUACUCCAGCAGCAGCCCCCCCAGUCUACCACGGCUACCAUCAUACCGCCCACCCUCAUCCUUAGCCGCUUCACCGAGAUCAAUCUCGGCACCGGGAACAACUCGCUCAGCGGAAGCGAUCCCAGUCUAGCGUCCAGCAGUAUUCCUACAGGCAAAGAGAUAAUGCGAGGUAGCGACGAACUCCUGAGUCAGGCAGCAGUCAUGGCACCGGCCUCGGACAACAACAACCAGGACCUGGCAACCAAGAAGGCCAAACUGGAACCGAACACAGUGAUUGGCGUGGGUGGCAUUACAAAACCCUCCCGCGUCGUCCACAUCCGGAACAUCCCGAGUGAGUCCAGCGAGGUGGACGUGAUGCAUCUGGGCGUUCCGUUCGGUCGCGUGACCAACGUGCUGGUGCUGAAGGGCAAGAAUCAGGCCUUCCUGGAGAUGGCCGACGAGAGUGCCGCCACCAGUAUGGUAACGAUGUUCACCGCAACCCCACCGAUCGUUCGCGGUAGAACCGUGUACGUGCAGUUCAGCAACCACCGGGAGCUGAAGAUUGACCAGAAUCAUACGGUGCCGAAUAUGACACUACAAACACAGGACCUUACCCAGUCACCGACAGGAUCGCCACUGCCGUUAUCGAUGGAUCAUACCACUACCAACUCGACCGGAUCGACCGGUGCCGCCACCCAGGGUGGUCCGAAUACGGUGCUACGGGUCAUUGUGGAAUCACUGCUGUAUCCGGUUUCGCUGGACAUUCUCUAUCAAAUUUUCCAGCGAUUCGGCAAAGUGCUCAAGAUUGUCACCUUCACCAAGAACAACUCGUUCCAGGCUCUGAUUCAGUACCCGGACGCAGCUACGGCCCAGCAUGCCAAGCAAACCCUGGACGGCCAGAACAUCUACAACGGUUGCUGUACGCUGCGCAUCGACAACAGCAAGUUGACCGCGCUGAACGUCAAGUACAACAAUGACAAAUCCCGGGACUACACCAACCCGACACUGCCGUCCGGUGAACCGGGCAGCGACGUGAUUGCCAGUGCCGGUGGGCUCGUAUCGGCCGGUGAUCUGUUGCUGCUGGCCGCCGGCCAACGGCCCCAGCUAACACGGGACCGACUAGUCAAAUUAGACAAAUCUCCCUAUUUUCUAGUGAAUGGCUUAGCGACUCCGGGGGUGAUUCCACCCUUCGGUCUAGGUCUCGGAUCGCCGGCUCUUGCCAGUGCGUACGGUGGUGCCCUGCCGAAUCUGGGCGCCUUCGCGCUGGCCUCCAACGGUGCCCUCGGAACACCGAACCCGGCCGUACUGCGAGGACUCUCCAACGUUUUGCUCGUUUCCAAUCUGAACGAGGAGAUGGUCACGCCUGAUGCUCUAUUUACCCUCUUUGGGGUGUAUGGUGAUGUACAACGUGUAAAGAUUCUAUACAACAAGAAAGAUUCAGCACUCAUCCAGAUGGCUGAACCUCACCAAGCGUAUUUGGCAAUGACCCAUUUGGACAAGCUCCGCAUCUGGAACAAGACAAUCCGUGUAAUGGCCAGCAAGCAUCAGGCGGUGCAGUUGCCGAAGGAGGGCCAGCCGGAUGCCGGCCUGACUCGAGACUACGCACAGAAUCCCCUGCACCGGUUCAAGAAGCCGGGUAGCAAAAACUACCAGAACAUCUAUCCACCGUCUUCCACACUGCAUUUAAGCAACAUUCCAGCCACUGUAACCGAGGAAGAGAUUAAAGAAUCCUUCACCAAAAAUGGUUUCGAAGUCAAAGCAUUCAAAUUUUUCCCAAAAGACCACAAGAUGGCACUGAUACAGCUCAGUUCGAUCGAGGAUGCUGUGUGCGCUCUGAUCAAGAUGCACAACUACCAGCUGUCGGAGUCGAACCAUCUGCGUGUCAGUUUUUCCAAAUCCAACAUCUAAAAUGUAUGCAGCUCCACUCCUCGACUGCUACACCAUACUCUUACUACUUUUACUAUGGCUUCUAACUAACCAAGUGAUCCGACAGCAGCUCGAUUCCAGCUCUCAUUGAAAGAAAAAAAAACACGAAUACACAUCCACAACCCACAGCCACACACGCACACAAAUAUGAACCCCCUACCGGCACCACCAACACUACUACAAUGGGAAUUGAUUCAACGUCAAAGCAGCAGCAAUGCAUCGGUUUUGCUACUACCACACUAAGUAGGCCUAGAAUUUUAAGCAGCGAAAUAAGAAAAGAAAAAAAAGCAAAACUCCCCGGGAUCAUUUUGUGUGUUUUCAUCCUAUCCUGAAUACGCCUACUGCGCCGCUGCGCCAUUUGCUCGACAUCAAUCGGAACGGCAAUCGGUUAACGAAACAACACAACGCAGACAGAAAAUGGGAAAAUGGGACUUGGCCAAAACCGCCGAAUCUGGUGACAACUGAGAAAAAAAGUAACAAAAGAAAUUAAACUAAACAAAAACACGAGCACCCACACACACACAGACACAUAAUCAAUCAAACUUCGCAGUCAAAUGUGUAAAUUGAAGUAGAAUCUUUUUACUAGAAGAAGAUAAGAAAAAAGCGUUAAAUGGGAACAAACUAUACCUAAAAACAAAAAAAAAUGAAAAAAGUACCACAAAAGGAAACCGAGAGGCGCAUGUGAAAAAGUGACCCCGUUGAAAGAAAAGUUAAAGUAGGAGAAAGCAUCAGAUAAGAAAGUAGGUCGAGUAGCAAAAAAAAGUAAUAUAAAAUAAAAGCGCUAGGAAGACACACAAACAGGAAGGAGCAGGAAUCAACAUAUUGGAAACAACACAGAUACUAUUUAAGAACUGUAGAAACAGACAAAAAACAAACAAAUCGUAUUUAAAUGUACUACACAGAAGAUUAUAUGCUUAGAGUCAACCAACUGAAUUACUACUGUAAAGCGGAAGCAGAGAGAGAAAGAGAGAGAGAACAAUUGAACUUUUCACGAACGUAAGAGAUCUGAACUAUAGGAAGUCGAAAGCAAGAACUGGCGAAACUUUAUCCCGGAAUUUCUUGCGAUUUAUUGCGUUUAUUACUUCUUUUUUUUAAUUAAACCUAACCUUACUAAGAUUAUCUCGAUUGGUGUUUAUUUUAUUUUAUAUUAUCCUUCUAAUUUGUAAAAAAAGAAAAUUAACCAACUAUCUUAACGUACUGAGAAAAAAAAUGGUGGCCGGUGGUGAAGCACAGACAAGUAGAGUUACUUAGAUUUUACUACUUUUGAACGUACUCCUCUUUUGUUCCACUAAAAAACAAAAAGGCAAGCCAGCAGCAGCAGCAGCACCAUGCGAGUGAAAACUCUGUGAGCAGCUUGGCUUGUCUUAUUUCUUCAAAAGAAAUAAAAAGCAAAAACAAAUUGUAUCGACGAGAUCUGUGUGUUAGUUUAGAUGUGCGUGUUCGAGAAAGAAUAAAAGAAAAAACAUGAAAAAAGAUGCGCAGUUCGAGGGCAAAUCGAAGGAAAACAAUUUAUGUAUUAUUAAUUGAUAGUUAGUUUAGGUUAAAUAUGCUCUAGUUUUACCGCUAUUUACAAUUUAAACGAACAGCAGCAAUUUCAAACCAGAAGAAACGAAGGCAGGCAGACAUAUGAUGAAGAGAUAGAACAGAAUAAUUUCCAGUAUUGUUUAAUUAUUAGACAAGAGAGUAGGUUGAAUGGAUGAUGGAGCGAGUGAAAAAGAAGCUAGGAUCUAUGAGCCGCCGUUUCGCUCACUUAUAGUGAGGUCAGGACGGGGGGUGGGCUGUGUAAAAAGUUAGGUUUACGCUGAUGUCCGCGGUCCGGCCUAGAUGUUAGGUUUUUUUUUGGCUUCCCUAUGUUACAAACACACACACAGACACUGUUAACUGUUUAAGUUGUAGUUAUAUAUGACAAUUUUUUUCUCUCAUGUUAAAGGUGUAUGGAGAAUUAUUUUCUGUGUCUUAGUUGCAAUAGCUUUCACUCGUACUGAAAGUCGUAGUCGAGGUCGUGGAAUCUCAGGUAUUCUCAACUGUUCACCGCGAAAGCGAAAAAUUGAGCGGAAAAAAUGGGGCUCGCACCUCGAGAUGAAACGAAAAAAAAAACAUAUAGAUGAACAAAUUCAGAUUUUGGAAAUGUGAUUUGCUUUGUGAUCAGUUGACAGAUAGGAAGAAACGAAAAAAAAUGUAUGGCAUGUGUAUGUAGGUAGCGAAAAAGCAAAGAAAACAAAGAACAAGCGACCACCAGCAAUUGGUUGACCACUUCGUCGAAGCGUCGACAUUCUUUCCUAUUACUCUCUAUAGUUCUUAUUUCGUGCGUGAUUGGUGGUGCGUUCCGUCGAUCGAUCGGAAACGGAAAUCCCAAACACGGUACACACACACACACACACACACAAACACAGAUAUGUACUCUAAAAAAGAAACAAACAAACAAAAAAAUAAAAAAGAAGUGAGAAAUAGUGUCAAAUCAAACAGGUGAAAAAAAUAGACAUGAACUCAGUAAACUUGCAAGAAUAAAUCAAUCAUUUUGUAUAAGACAUACUGCUGGAAACAAUCAUUCGCGAUAGAAAGAAAGAGAGAUAUAGAAGAAACAAAAAAAAACAUGACGCAUGACAAUUCAUCAAUGUGUAAAAAAAACGACCGAACUAACUUACAUACAUGGAGAAGAAUCGCACACCCACACACACACACACUUAUACAUGGACAGUUUUACAUGUGAACUCACACACACACACUCACAUAUACUAGGGAAAUAAGAGAUAAAUAGCCGUUGCAUUUUUUGAGCUUAUCGAAGAAAACCAACAGAAGUGGAUGAGUACACUUAUUAAAGUAAUUAUAUAUAAAAGAAACUGGAGAAAUCAUAGAAAAAAGUAACUAUAAAAAAGUGGUGAUUAAAUCAUUAAACAGUUUUUUAUGAUUAUUAUGAUAAAAAAGGUAUAUAAAACUAUAUAUUUAGAGUAUUAAUCUAUAUUAACAAGAGGUAAAAAUCGAGACAAGAGGCGAUAGUGAAAAAAAAGUGAAAUAAAAUCAUAAAAAAUGGGUAAACAAAAUUAGGAAAAUAAAAAAAAAUAUUUACACAAAGACAGAGACAUCGCGCGUGUUUGUGUGCGACAACACAGUCGAUAUGGAGGCGCAUGGAGAUGAAGAGAAGAAGACCAGCGCGAGCGCCGGAAGCAUGGAUGCCGAUCGGGCGACACGCGAAGCCAGCCGGAAGGUGGGCUCUUCCGGCGAAAAUAAAAUUCGAAUAAAAAUAUGAGAAAUCUCGACAAUCAGAUGAUGUUAUAUUUUAGCGAUAAAUCUUUAAUCUUCAAACUCUUACUAUGUAAUUGGAAACGAGAAACGAGAACAAAAUCAAUCACACAUACACACAAACACUCUCUCUUACCAACUUACAAACAAAACAAAAGAAUGAAUCCGAAACCCGGGACAGUAACUCGGUGGAUCGGCGAAGAACCGGAGGUAAUAGCGCGACCCAGUCGAAACAGAACCAAUACAAGAACAACACAAACACACACACAUAUGCAAAACACAAGUAAAUGGAUAUCACUACCUAUAUCUUAGCUCUUAAAUUAAUGAAAUGAAAAAAUGAAGAAACUUACUCGUAAUUAUUCCUUAGAUGGAGAAAGAAAAAAACGUAACUAUUAAUUGUAUGGUUUAGCAUUAUUUCUUUCCGUUCACUUCGCUUCGCUCCAUUUUUUCGGAAUUGUGCAAAACGGUCAAACUGUUUGACAUUCUGCUAUAUUCAUUACUAAUCUACUACUACUAUUACUUCUACUAACACACAACUAUUACCACUAUUGCUGCUAUUUCUACGUACCACUACUUCUACUACUAUUACUAUUACUAUGCACUACUACUACUACUACUGCAACUUUAGAAACUACUACUACUACUACUACUACUACUACUACUACUAUAAUUACUAUUUUAAGCAAAUACGUGAACUCUCCUUAGUUGUUAGAAGAAAAAUAAAAUAAACCAGAAAUGAAAAUGGGAUGAACAGAAGAAAAGAGAUUUCAAAUCGCGACGAAAAACACACACACAUAAACAGACACCUAUACAGAAAGAAGUAAGCAAGCAAGGAAGAAAUGCACUUGCCUGAUGGCUGAUGAAAAACAUGGAAGAAUAAGAAGAGAAAACACUCAGAAAAAAACUCGUUAUUGCUGCUAGCCAAAAGUCGUUAGAUGUUUUAGUUAUUGAAAGCAAAAAAAAAAAAAAGAGCGGAAUGAAUGAGAGGAAGGGGGGAACGGUACCGUAUUUUUGCUUAUAUUUUCCUCUUCGUUAAACUGAAGCGUGUUAAACUGAAGUGCAAACACAACCAACAAUGGGAAUUCGCGAAUUGUGUAACAGUGUAAGUAGAUUGAUAAUGUCAAAACCAUUGAAUAUUGCAAGAACAACAAACAGAAGAAAAAAAAAAUAGAUGGAAGAAACCCGUUUCGUAGUAAACCCACAAACCGUUCUUUUGGUUCGUGUUUUGUUUGCGCUGCAACAAAACUAGAGAAAAAUUGGUUACGAGAAAAGGAAACAGGUGCCCAUGCAGCAGCAGGCCCACGGAAAAAAAACUCUUUCGCUUCGGAUAAUAGAAACCAACAACCUUCGAACUAAUAUCUCUUCUUCCGGUCAUUAUUUUAUUUUUUUAUGUUUUCCUUCAUUUUUAAGCUGAACGAAAAACGAAAACGUUAAAAAAUAUCAAAAUUCUAUCCUCUUCUUCCCUUAUUAGCAAGUGAAACAAAGAUAAACACAUACACAGACACACAAACACACAAAGAAACAAAAAAAAACAAUGUUAGAAUCUAUCUAUUGUAUAACGAAGCAAACACGUGAAAAGUAAUUAAAUAUCAAACAAAAAAAAUAUCAAUGUAUUUGAAGUUUAAUCAAACAAGAGAAAACUGUUCGUACUACGUUUAUUGAAAAAUCAAACCAAGUCUACUCUAGGAAGAAAAUGGCGGACGGGAGGGAAUGAGAUAGGUACAGUGAGAGAGAGAGCGAGCGAGAAAGAGAUCCGUGUGACGAAAGCGAAAGCGAAAGCGAUACAAUCAAAUCAAAGUCUACUGUUUUCGCAUUAGUGAAACAACUCUCGUAAAAAUAAAAACUUAGUAAAAAUUUUAAUCUUAACUGGUAGGGUACCGUAGCUAAGCGCAAGCGCGUAAAAAAAAAUGGUGUACUAUGAUUGCAAUAUUCUUACUGAUUAAUAAUCUUACGUUAAUUAAAUUAUCGUGUAAGCAACCUAUUAGUUUCUUUUUUUAUCUCGUUUGUUUUAGUCUUUAACUUAAACACGCUUGUGUAUAAUUUUGUUCGACCGUAGUAGACAGGUUCUGUAACCCGAGGCAAACUUCGCACACAGUAUUGAUUCAUUUUUGCCCUUUACCCUGUAUUCGUUACUACUACUAUUAAUACUACUACUAUUACUACUACUACGUUACGACCCCCGCUUGAGCUCUGUUUAUUACUAUUAGAGAAGCACACGAAAGAGAUCGGCUGUCAGCAAUCAUCAAUCGCUGCUAACACAUAUUACGAAAAAACAGGUAAAAAAACGGGACUUUAGAUGAAAUAGAAGAAAAAAAACUUUACCAAGAUGUUGUAGAGACAGAAUAAUCAACUUACUCACUGAAAAAAAACUCACACGUACGGAUGCGAACCAUGUGUCAAAUUUUGUCCUUUUAUAGCUAGAGACGAGAGUAAACAGCAGAAGAAGAAGAAGGUGUACAGUAAAUUUCCAUUUGCACCGUAGAAUAUUUUUAACUGGCACCGCGCGAGACAAACAAAACUCUCUCUCACACACACACACCCACAAACACUCGUGUUGUGACACCGUUUAGCAUUCAUCUUCUUCGAUCGUACUGUUGACUACUGAACUACUGCUACUGCUACUACUACUACUACAACUACUAUUACUGCAACUACUAGAGAUUGACGAAAAUGAGACCCAAACUCCCCUAUCUAUCCCCUACGGCAGUUUUCUCUGCUUUGUUGACGGUUCCAUCAUACCCGCACAUCUACUGACUAACAUGGAAGUGAUUCGUAGUUUUACUCUGCAUCGAAUAAUCGUUCGUAUAGUAAAAUUAUGGAUCGGAAAAAAAAGUUUCGGAACGAAUUCAACUGAACUCACAGGAAAGUUUUGCAGUGCUGUUCCAUCUUUUCAACAAAUCUAUUCUGAUUGCUAGCCUCACAAACACAAUAACAGAGAAAAAUGCGAACACACAUUCACACGUACGAAAGCAUGUGCAUUUCAAAAACGGCGAUAUUAAGAGAAGUUAAGCACUUAAAAGUAGUAAAAAGAAGAAAAAAAGCCGUAAGAGAAACAAUUUAAAAAAAUGAUAAUGUGUCUCCAAGAUAGCCAAAAUUAAGCAAAAGAAGAAGGAAUAGAGAAAGCAAAUCAGAUGCUUUUUGUUGUUUUAUAUUAUUAGUGCAAAACCGUGUGUGACAAAAGCAAACAAAACGAUGGUCAAUUCAGAUAUGGAGGAUUCCGCGUGCGCCGCCCCAAACAUGGCGACCGUGAGUGAUCUCUGUUUUGUUUUUUGAUUUUCGUUCGGCGCUAGUGAUAGCCAACAAUGUAGGUAAAAAGUUAGACUCGGUGGUUAGCGAAAAACAAAAACGCGGCGUCUAUAUUUUAGGUUGCGCCGCCGUGCGCGCAGAUAAAACUAGCGAGAGAAUGGAAGUGUAAAAAGAAGAAAAUAAAAAAAACAAACAAAAAAAAAAUAAAAACAACAACAGAAUUGUUAAUUGUGAUUUUUAUUGUUAAUGCAGAAGAAUUUAAAAAAUACCGGUUAGUGUAAGAGGACUAGCCAGACUAGCGGCCAAUGACUUUCUUGAGGCGAAUCGUCCGACCGAUCCGGAAGCCUCUCAGCCGUGAAUACGGAUCCCCCUCCCUACUUUCCCUACUUCUCGACUUUUGUUAGAUUAGAGUGUUUGUUAAGAGAAACAACCAAGUGCAAUAUUGCUUAAGGAAAAAAAAAAAAACGUUACGCAGUGUUUUAGUUUAGGCUUUCAUGAUGCUUUUUUUCUAAAAAAAAAUAUUCACGGCUGGGACUGGUUGACUCUUCCGUAUUGGUGCCGGUGUCGCUACUUCGGGAACAAAUUUGCUUCUGGAUUUGUUUCUCUCGCUGAUAGAAACGCUUUUUGAUCCUGUUUUUUCGGUUCAAUCUGUUCAAUCUGACAGGAGGACACUGCUAUAAGUGAACAGUUUGUUGUUUCGAUCGAUGGACGGCAGAAACGGACAUCACUCGAAUGCUGUCAAACUGGUCACUGCUCAUGUUUAUGUUAGCAAGCCAAACAAGCAAGCAAGCAAACUUCUAAAUCACGGAACUGUAUUCGAAUCGAACACGAUAGGCCUAUAGUUUCGAAAAGCCUCGAAGUCAAUACAAUUUAGUAGCAAAUAACGCCCACAUAGAAUGUAACCGAUAGGACGUGGUUCGUGGCGAAUGCAACACACGGACACACACACUCACUCACUCCCUUAUUGAUGAAUUUCUGUAUUCGAAUCUGAUAGAUAAAUGUUCACACUUAAAAAUUGAUACAAAACUACACGUUCGACAAGCGUAAAUAUCAUCGUGCAUUUUUAUUACAAAGUUUUAUUGAAAGGACACCGCUCUGAAAAAGAAAGAAAAAAAGAAAACAAAGCAGGCGGAAAUAUCAUUGACAGGCGAUUGUUUAAAAUAUAUAUAUGAAUAUAACCUAGCGAAUGUAGCCGAUGUAUUGAAAAGUCAGUUUGAACCUUGCUCCGAAAAGAGACAAUCACCCCGAUUCUGCAAUCCGACGGAUUUGUGAUACGAACGAAUCUACACUUUCGAUCGAGUUCGAAUUUUGCAUUCUUUAUGCCGUUCGACUUGUAUGAUACGAUCGACUCUCGUUCGGUAACACUUGAAAUUUCGAACACUAACCAUCAAAGCUGUCAACACUACUCACACGUUCUAUAUUAUUUAUAUUAUUCAUUUCUUAGUAAACGAAACCGUAACACUUGUAUAAACAAAUUAGAACGAUUCUAAACCGAACAGAAGUAAUACGUACGCAAGUCGAUCGAGUAAUGUUCGAAAAUUUAACAACUCGAACGAAUGAUAUUCGAGUUCAUACCCAACUCGAACGGAAUGCAGAAUGGAAAUUGCACAUUCGAUCGGAAUAUUUCGAAUCGAUCGACAUACAGAAUAGGGGUGAAUGUCCUUCACCUGAAGAAGAUCUAACCCGAAUCAAUCGAUUUUCCACCUAUUCUUUCUUCCUUCUGGGCGCAUCAAAAACAACAACAAACAGCCUAACACACUACUGCUUCUACAAUCGCUCUGCAAAUGAAACAAAAAAAAAAACUCAUUUACACAUACGCACACAAAAACAAACAACCAAAAUCUACCGGGUUCUUACUCCUUCUGUCGCUUUGGAAUUAUAACCUAACAAACUCUCUUCGACCACCUCUUUGUCGAGCUCCAUCUAGAAACUGAGAAGAAAAAAAACAAAAAAAAAAACAAACCAAGAAGUUAAAGCAAACAAGUCAAAGAGAGCUUUAAAGGCAACCAAAAGAAGGAAAUGAACAAAAGACAUUUACAACAGAGAACAAACAAACAAACAAACAUAAGAAAAAUACUAAACUAAAAAAUGAACCGCGGAAAGAUCGUAAUAGAACAAAGAGAUUAAGAGAAAAACAAACAAACAAGCAUAUAGAUACUAGUUUGGUCCGUGAGAUACCGGAUAUUCAAACCGCUAUAGGUAAAUCAAGAGAAUUUUACUAUUAGGAGAGGUAAGCAAAACAAUGAUCUUACAAACGUCACUUUGACGGAACACAGAAACACACACACCGACCAGCAGACAAACACUCAUACACACACUCACACAUAAACCUCCAUACCAACCGUUAGAAUAUUGAAUGUAAACAGAAGCAAAGCGCAGAUUACCAAACCUAGCGAAUGAUGUAUGUAACAUAACAAAAAAAAAAUACAAGUAGACAACAAGCUAGUAUAUGAACAAAAAAAAAAUCAAGAACAGAAAAAAAUAACCAUAGGCUAGUGCGAGUAGCAAGGAAGAAAGAGAGAGCGGAAACCAAAACUGAAAAACGGUUUUUCUUUCGCACAUAUACUAUGAACAAACAUAACAAAAAUCAACAAGGCACUAAUCGCAAAUUCAAGGAGAAUAUAUUGAGAAAAAAAAAACAGGAAAACAAAAUAUUUAAAAAUUCAAUUUUUUCACCGAUCGCCACCCGGAUCGCUUGACGACGACGCGGUGGCAGGGAGAGGGCACUAACGGGGGGACUGAUCGGUGGUCGAUCCCCCCAUGUGGACAGGGACGAUAGGUACACGGUAAUAGUUAGUGAUGGAAGCAGAAACAGAGAUCGAUGUGUGUAGAGUUGUAGCUUGUAGCAAAAAGGGGGAACAAAUCAAUAUGGAGGAAAGGUGGGGAGCGAAAGAGAGAAAGAGAGAGAGAAGGUACGAAUUCUAGAUUCUAAUUUGCAGGAAGAGAAGAAGAUACACACUAACUCACCGACUGACGAUGAUGAUGCUACGACGAAAGACGAAAGGACAGAGGACAAAACAUACACAAGAACAUACAUGAAUACAAAAGAGAUACAAAAAAAACGGACAAACUACAACAUCGCGAAGAAAAAGGGAAAGAAUGCAACCAACCAACCACAAGAUGCAGAGUAGAGAGAAAGAUGAAAAUAAAUGAAAAGCAACAAAAAAAAAACAUACAAAGCGAUAAUUGCAUGGUGUUAGCAAAACAUAAACUGGAAACUGAACGUACGGUAAAAAAAAGAAGUAACGGAGGAUGUAAGGGGAAUAUAUAUUAUAUAUUAAUGAUUAAAAGUAAAAGUAUGGCUACGAUUUUGUCGUUUUAUAAUAAAAAAAACAUUUAAAUAAAAUUUAAAAAACAAGUACAUUAUACACAUAAAAAUGAAUAAAAAUUGUAAAAAACAA
Molecule: messenger RNA, 15493 nt
Organism: Malaya genurostris
Lineage: Eukaryota; Metazoa; Arthropoda; Insecta; Diptera; Culicidae
Gene: heph
Product: polypyrimidine tract-binding protein 2
Exons: 12
Coding region: 3864-5588 (574 amino acids)
Biological process (GO): mRNA processing; regulation of RNA splicing
Cellular component (GO): nucleus
Molecular function (GO): mRNA binding
Source: RefSeq, a predicted model, not a curated record